GUUUUAUCCGAACCUAACUUUUACUGAUACAGUGGUUUGUUCUGUGAUAAGUGCAAUAUUACGAAAUAAAUAUUGAAAGUAGUUUAUUUCUAUGUUAAUAUGGUUGCUGCAAAUAAUUCAAGUUCUUAUGGGACCUACUCAGGAAACUUUUUCAAGGAUUUUCAUGGACUACAACAAUUAAGUGAUCAACAUGUACAAACUGUAACAGUGGCAGAAUGUAAUUUCUGCAAUUUGGAAGAUGUCUUUAAGAAUUCUGAAAUUCCUGAUGCCUUUCGGUGCUUAUUAUAUCUAAACUAUUUAAAGGAGAUUAUUAAAGGGCAAAUAUUGGCAAAAGUUAAAGACGAUAUACCUAUUGAGGAAAUGGUUUUUACAUCUGUUUUGAAAGUUCUUUCUUUUUUUAAUGAAAAUAAUAAACUACCCCAAGAAAUUUUCUCCAAAAUGUCUGCAAGUGCCUUAGAUAAAAUAAACAAAGUUUUGGACUUUUUAAAUGAUAAAAUACCACCAAAUUUCUUUAAAAAGAAAUCAAAAAGCAUGCCUAAGUCAAACAAUAAUAUAAAUAUUUUAAAACCAAACUUAAAUCCAUUAUUCUUUAUACCUUUGAAAGAAACAUUCCCUGAGUUGGACAAAAUCUUUCAAAAGGAUCAAGAUAAAAAUAUCUCACUUUGUUACAACCAACCUCAGGCAACCACAAGUAAAGUCAAUAAUGCUUUUUGUUUGGAAGAAUUAUUUGAAUGUUAUAAAACAUUAAUACCAGGCUAUAACUACAAUGAAUUUGGACCUAUAAUUUACAACGAGUUAAGUUCAAGCAAAAGCAAUGAUGAUGUAAUGGAAUACUUUCUGGAGACAUUUGGACUAAAGGCUUUCGAUUUUCUUAAUGAAAUUAUAAAUAACAGGGGGAAGAAAAUCAAUUAUGGACCCAACCUUGUUGUGAAAGCUCCCAUGAGAAAUGCAAACUUAGGAAGUCAACCCAAUGCAACUUUAGCAGGUCAGGUUACAGUACAAUCAAAGGAAGAGAGUAUUUUGUCAAAGAAAUUAAGAAAACUGGAGAAAAAAGAUAGAUCAAAAUACUGUGCCAGUGAAAUUCAGGAAACUGAAGCGGAAUAUGAAGUAGCAAGAGCAACACCGCUUUUUAAAAAGUCAGCCCCUCAAAAAUUAGACCGUGAUGAGUACCCACAUGUUCAUGAUCAACUAAGAAACCAUAUGAUAACAACAAAAUUUGAAGGCCAAACAAUCAGUCAACCAGAGAAUGCCAUAAAAAAAGUAACAAUUGAGUAUGCAGAGUUCACCAUCCCCGGCGGUAAAAAAGGCGACGUAAAGGACAUGGAGCUGGUGAAGGUGGACACUUUGGACACUGUGGGUAAAUUGGUGUUCAAAGAUAUUGAGAAAUUCAAUCGGAUUCAGUCGGAAGUGUUUCCGGUCGCCUAUCAUUCCAACGAGAAUAUUUUGGUGUGCGCACCGACCGGCGCAGGAAAGACAAAUAUCGCCCUCUUGACCAUCGUCCAUCAAGUCAGGUCUCACAUGGAUGGCAGUUUAAUUAAGAAAAAUGACUUUAAGAUAGUUUAUGUUUGCCCUAUGAAAGCUCUGGCAACGGAAAUGGUUUCAAAUUUUAGUAAAAAGUUGGGUCCCAUUGGGAUAAGUGUAAAGGAGUGCACAGGUGAUAUGCAAUUGACAAAAAAAGAGAUAUCUGAAACGCAAAUGUUGGUCACUACGCCGGAAAAGUGGGAUGUUAUAACAAGGAAGGGAGCAGUGGACACAGAAGUGGUGGGUUUGGUUAAACUGCUAAUUAUAGACGAGGUCCAUUUACUGAAUGGCAGCAGAGGUCCAGUGAUUGAAACGCUGGUAGCGCGCACUUUGAGACAAGUCGUGAGUUCUCAGAGCAUGAUUCGAAUUGUGGCGCUGUCUGCCACUUUGCCUGGCUACUUGGAUGUCGCCAACUUUCUCAAAGUCAACACGCGAAGCGGGUUGUUCUUUUUCGAUAACAGAUACAGAAGCGUGCCGCUGACCACCACUUUUGUCGGAGUCAAGAAGAAAAACGAGAACGAAGUUAUGGACAAUGUUUGUUAUGACAAAGUUGUGGGCUUUAUUAGGGAAGGGCAUCAGGCAAUGGUUUUUGUAACAUCUAGAAACGCGACCGCAAGUGUUGCUAAAAAGCUAAUAGAAACAGCUCAAGUAAAAGGCACCUUGCAAUUAUUUGAACCCGAAAAAUCUGUACAAACUAUGAAGUCUGGUUAUAAAAGUGGAGAUUUGUCAUUUUUAAUACCACAUGGUUAUGGAAUUCAUCAUGCUGGCAUGGUUAGAUCUGACAGAUUAGAAGUGGAAAGACUCUUCCGAAUUGGUCAACUAAAAGUAAUUGUAUGCACAACCACUUUGGCUUGGGGUGUAAACCUGCCAGCACAUGCAGUCAUUAUUAGGGGAACUCAACAUUACGACGCGACAAAGUCCACGUUCGUGGACAUGGACAUGUUGGAUGUUCAGCAGAUUUUUGGCAGGGCCGGCAGGCCCCAAUUCGACACGUCUGGUCACGGUAUCAUUAUCACCUCUAUGGCCAAUAUGUCCAAUUAUAUGGGUCUUAUGACGUCGCAAGUUCCAAUCGAGAGCCAGUUUUUAAACUGCGUACCAGACAACUUAAAUGCUGAGAUUGUUUUAGGGACUGUGUCAAAUCUCAGAGAAGCAAUGGAGUGGUUAUCUAACACAUUUUUGUAUUGUAGAAUAAAGAAAAAUCCUCUAGUUUAUGGUUUGACUUACAAUGAAAUAUGGGACUCUCAUCAAUUCAACCUGUUUCUUCAAUCUCAAUUAGAUAGUGCAGCAAAAACUUUGGAAAAAUCACAAAUGAUAAGAUUUGAUAACAGUUUAGGCGAGUUUAGGCCGACGAACUUUGGUAGAAUCGCGAGUUUUUACUACAUUUCUUAUAAAACCAUGGAAUUAAUUUACGACAAGUUCCACAGCCACAUAAGUGAAGCUGAGCUGUUGCAUCUUAUUAGCGAGGCAUCGGAAUUCGCGCAAAUUCAAGUAAGAAUGGAUGAAAUACAAGAACUGGACAGAUUAAGGGAAUGUAAUUUGUAUGAAUUAAACUUGGACUUUACUUCUGUAGUAGCCAAAGUUAUGGUACUGAUUCAAGCAAAUAUUAGUAGGGAAAUGAUAAGGGUUUCUUCUCUGGCUUCAGAUACCAUGUUUAUUAUGCAGACGGUUACAAGACUCGCAAGAGCUUUAUUCGAAAUUGCAAAGGAUAAAGACUACGCCCUGCAAGUGUCUCGCACUCUAAAACUUGCCCAAAUGCUGGAGCAACAGCUGUGGGACCAUCACCAUCCUCUCAUGCAGUUCAAAGAACUGAUUCCGCACUUGGCAAGCCAUCGCGCCAUGGACAUCCUCAACAUACCCAUCCAUGAACUGAGAGAAAUGUCCGAGAGAGAAUUGGAGGGACUGUUUAGAAGCAAACACGUCGGCAACAGGGUGAGGCACUGUUGCCAGAUAUUUCCACAGGUUCUGGUCGACGUGACCGUAAAGCCGAUCACAGACGGUGUGAUUAGAGUAAGGUUGCUUAUUACGCCUAAAUUCAAGUGGGACCAUGCGCACCAUGGCACCGUGCAGCACUAUUACGCCUGGGUGGAAGAUCCCACCCACGAUAGUAUCUAUCAUUUCGAGAGUUUUAUUAUUACAAAAAAAUUGUGUGUCAGCGAAGAUCCCAUCGAAUUAGUUUUUACUGUACCGCUCACGAAACCUUUAUCCUUGGAAUAUUUUGUCAGGGUCUCCAAUAGCCAAUUCAUGUACUCCGAAACAAUCGAGGUAAUAAACCUGGAAGAAAUGAAAAUAUUUUCCAGCAAAUCGUACCAAACGAAAAUUUUGGACGUGCAACCUCUUUCUAAAAACUUGCUACGCGACAAAUCGUACGAAAGCUUGUACUCUUUCACGCACUUCAACGCCGUCCAAAGCCAGGUUUUCCAUUCCUGCUACCAUACAGACACGCCCGUUAUACUGGGCGCUCCCACAGGUUCCGGCAAAACCAUCGUUGCCGAGCUUUGCAUGCUGAGGUUGUUUAAAAAUCAGCCGCAACUCAAAGUGGUUUAUAUCGCGCCGAUGAAAGCGCUCGUCCGAGAACGAGUGCUGGACUGGUCGGCAAAAUUCGCAAAAAUCUCGAAAACAGUGGUCGAAGUCACCGGCGAUAUAACUCCGCGUUCCGAUUUGAUUCGGUCCGCCAACGUGAUAAUCACGACGCCGGAAAAGUGGGACGCAAUGAGCAGGAACUGGAUGGAGAAAAACUUCGUCAAGGAGGUGGGUUUGAUGGUGAUCGACGAGAUUCACCUUUUGGGCGAGGACCGAGGUCCCGUUUUGGAGGUGAUUGUGUCGAGAAUGAACUGCAUCAAUAGCAAGUCAAACAAACAGAUUCGCAUUGUGGGACUGUCGACUGCCAUGGCGAAUCCUGGCGAUCUGGCUUAUUGGUUGAACGCCGAUAAGAGGGGUCUUUUCAACUUUAGUUCCGCCGUUAGACCGGUGCCUCUGGAAAUCCACCUGCAAGGUUUCCAAGUUAAACACUACUGCCCCCGCAUGGCGGCAAUGAACAAAUCCGUGUACCAGGCGAUCUGUCAAUACGCAGAAAACAGUUCGGCUUUAAUUUUUGUGUCGUCGCGAAAACAAACCCGCAUCACCGGUUACGAGUUGAUGAAAUUUUUGUUGUCGGACGCGAACCCGCAAAAGUGGGUGCAUUGCGACCAGACGGAGCUUGAUUCCGUCAAAGACCGCCUGAUAGAUCAGGAUUUGUGCCAAUUGCUGACUUUUGGUAUUGGCAUGCAUCACGCCGGUUUAACCGAAUCCGACAGGCAGAUCGUCGAGCACUUGUACGUCAACCAGAAAAUCCAGGUGCUCAUAGCCACGGCCACUUUGGCAUGGGGCGUCAACUUCCCUGCCAGGCUGGUCAUUGUAAAAGGUACGGAAUAUUUCGACGGCGCGACCAAACGUUACGUGGACAUGCCCGUCACCGACGUGAUACAAAUGGUGGGCAGAGCCGGCAGGCCGCAAUUCGACAAUACGGGUGUCGCCUGCGUCAUGGUUCAGGAGAACAAGAAGGCUUUCUACCGAAAAUUCCUCUUCGAACCAUUUCCGGUCGAGUCCAAUCUGCUUGAAGUGCUUCCGGAUCACGUCAACGCCGAAGUGGCCAAUGGAAACAUUACUUCGAAAGGACAGCUUCUAGAGUUUAUUCAAAGCACCUUUUUCUACCGGAGAUUAUUGGCGAAUCCUUCCUACUAUCAGAUGGAUGCGAGUGCAGAUCCUGAGGAAUUUGUCAGCGAUCUAGCCGAUUCUGUUAUACAAUUAUUGCAACAUAAUGAGUGUGUUGCUACGCAGGAUUGUCAUAUGAAAGAUCUGUACGAACCGACAUUUUUGGGAAUGUUGGGUGCCCAGUACUAUUUAUCUUAUAAAACAGUGGCAUUCCUAAGGAAAAAUAUGCACCCUGAAUGUUCUAUAGAAGAUUUUUUGAAUUUUAUUUGCCAAGCAGAAGAAUAUGCUUUGUUUCCAGUCAGACAUAAUGAGGAUAAUAUAAACAGGGAUUUAGCCAAGGAUUUAGGUAUUAAAUCCCAAUUUCCAUUCGAUUCUCCAGCAUUAAAGGUUAUGCUCAUGAUCAAGUGCUAUUUAUUGGAAGUUCCUUUACCAAACCAAGAUUAUGCAAUCGAUUUAAAAAACGUUUUAGAUCAGAUUAUUCGGAUUAUCCAUGCCAUGAUGAGCAUGUCGGCAAGCAAUAAUUGGUUGGAUUGUACCACAAAAUUAAUCUACUUCUGCCAAAUGUUAAUUCAAGGAAUGAUGGUGACAGAUCCGAACGUUUUAAUGCUACCUCGUAUAAAUAGAGACAAUUAUUACGAGCUAGUCAAUAAAUUGGCAGACGCCAACCUUCUUAUAUCUGAGAGGCAUGAACUCACAAUAACAAUUUUAAGAAAUAUCAUCCAAAACAAGGAGAAUUUAACCAAAGUUACUAAAGUGUUUCAAAACUUGGUUGGGCAAAAAUCGGCAGCUGAAAUAAUAAAAAUUGUCAGCGAUAUGCCCAUUUUAAGCCUAAAAACAUCAGUAAAAUUAAUUGAAAAUUCCACUACAAUUCCCAUUAAAAGUGAAGACAAAGAAUUAACUGUAGAGUUAAAUGCAAAUAGUCAGUACGUCUUUUACUGGGAUAUUAUCAGAGAUGGCUCCGCUAAAAUGAACGUAUACAGCAAAAAGUUCAACAAACAGAAAGAAGAGUUUUGGUUUUUGAUAUUCGUUGAAAGGGAAAAUAUGAUUUUCAAAAAAUUUGCUUUCAAUAGGAGGAAUAAGAAAAUUGAAAUUCCCAUUUUAACACCAGCUGAAAGAGGUACCUACAAUUAUCAAGUUUUUGUAAUGAGUGAUGUGUAUGUAGGGCUUGAUCAACUUAUUUCAUAUAAAGUAAAAGUUAUAAAUUAAAUAUACCAUGUGAUUAUACUCGUAUAUACAAAAUUUAUUAAAUUAUUUAAAAUUC
Brassicogethes aeneus is the source of this 6472-nucleotide messenger RNA. NCBI's taxonomy places the organism in Eukaryota, Metazoa, Arthropoda, Insecta, Coleoptera, Nitidulidae. The record is from the annotation of a GenBank genome assembly.